Penicillium canescens is the source of this 260-nucleotide messenger RNA. RefSeq lists its product as uncharacterized. The transcript has 3 exons. Bases 30 to 260 code for a protein of 76 amino acids. The record is from RefSeq and is a predicted model, not a curated record. NCBI's taxonomy places the organism in Eukaryota, Fungi, Ascomycota, Eurotiomycetes, Eurotiales, Aspergillaceae.
CCCCUCUCCUUGUCGCUACUCAACACAUUAUGAAGUUGACUAUUCUAGUAGCAGGCCUUGUUAGCCUUGCUACCUUCACUAUUGCAGAUCCUUGCACCGAUUACCAGAUUGCGGACCAGGACGUUAAUGCCUACUGCGAUGAUGGUGGCGAAUGCUGUUUUGCUGUCGGUGGAUGCAAUGAAGCUGGCAUCAUCUACUCUAGAGGUUCUUGUCCGAAUGGCGAAGUCUGCCAGACAGUGUUGAACAAUCGGAUGUGGUAG